Glycine soja is the source of this 1812-nucleotide messenger RNA. Its product is annotated as glucan endo-1,3-beta-glucosidase 14-like. Lineage: Eukaryota; Viridiplantae; Streptophyta; Magnoliopsida; Fabales; Fabaceae. The transcript is spliced from 3 exons. Gene Ontology annotation, biological process: carbohydrate metabolic process. Gene Ontology annotation, cellular component: plasma membrane. Bases 230 to 1537 code for a protein of 435 amino acids. Gene Ontology annotation, molecular function: hydrolase activity, hydrolyzing O-glycosyl compounds. The record is from RefSeq and is a predicted model, not a curated record.
UUGCCAAAUAAAAAGCCCUUACCACUAAGGAACCAUACAUAAAUCCUCUCUCAUUUGUUUCCUUGUGUUCUGCCUCCAAAUUUUUCAAACAAGGAAAUAGAGGAAUUCUCUUGCUGAAGAUAGCUCUAUAAGACUAUAAUAAUCUAUAUAUUAUCCAUAUCAUAAUCUGAGUCAUUUUGAAACUCUUCAAUCUCAUUGUGCCAUCCUCAGACACAACUCACAACUCACAAUGGCAACAUUUAUCCGAAGAAUGGCAAUCAGCUAUAUUCUUCUGACAUUGUUUUUCUCUGCAGAUAUUGGAUUUUUUGGACGUGUUGCAUCAUUUGGAAUCAACUAUGGCCAAGUAGCUAACAAUUUGCCGCCGCCAGACAAAGUCCUUGAACUCUUGACCAACUUAAAGGUGACAAGAACAAGAAUUUAUGACACCAAUCCUCAGAUUUUGACUGCUUUUGCUAACUCAAACAUUGAGGUAAUUGUGACGGUUGAAAACAACAUGCUAGGCCAGUUAAACGAUCCCCAACAAGCCCUUCAAUGGGUGAGUGGCCAUAUCAAACCAUACCUCCCAGACACAAAGAUCACAGGGAUUCAAGUAGGGAAUGAAUUAUUCACCAAUGGUGACACCACUCUCAUUCAGUAUCUUGUGCCAGCAGUGGUGAACAUUCACAAUGCUCUAGUUCAGCUAGGCCUAGACUCCAACAUCCACGUUUCGACGCCGAGUUCCUUAGAGGUGCUUCAGGAAUCUUACCCUCCUUCAGCUGGUAGUUUCAAGAGUGAGAUCUCAGGGAUCAUGUCCCAAUUUUUGAACUUCUUGGCCACCACUAAGGCACCCUUUUGGAUCAAUGCCUAUCCUUACUUUGCAUACAAGGAUGACCCUAAUAGGAUUCCAUUGGACUACGUUUUAUUCAAUCCUAAUGAAGGAAUGGUUGACUCCAACACCAACCUACACUAUGAUAAUAUGCUCUAUGCUCAGGUGGAUGCAGUCUCAUUUGCCAUUGCUAAAUUGGGUUUUAGUGGGAUUGAGGUUAGGGUCUCUGAGACUGGUUGGCCAUCCAAAGGAGACCCUAAUGAGGUUGGUGCCACAGUGCAGAAUGCUCAAACUUACAACAGGAAUUUGCUGAGAAGGCAAAUGGCAAAUGAAGGGACACCUCUGAGUCCUAGAAUGAGGUUGGAAGCAUACUUUUUUGCAUUGUUCAAUGAGGACAUGAAGACUGGAGCAACCUCGGAAAGGAACUAUGGUUUCUUUCAACCUGAUGCAACUAUGGCUUACAAUGUAGGAUUGGCUGCUUUUGCAGACUCAUCCACUUCAUCCACUUCAAUUUCUCUUACCUCCUCUGCCACUAAAACAAAGAAAUCAGGACCAACACACUUUCUGAAUGAUGGGGGCAACAACAAAAUCUGCAAUACGGCGAAGAGGCAAGGCAAUUCAAUUGGAAAAUCAACUUUCUCAGAGUGGCUACACUUUCAUUCACUUACCCUACCAUUAGUCACAUUCCAGCAUCAAGCAUGUGGCGGUGACGUUAGAUUGAGCUUAUUUUAGGAAGAUAAGGUCCAAAAGCCACCUCAUUCUUUUAUUAGCUGAAUUGUCAAAUAGAAAAUAUGUUUGUAUAUUGCUGAUUUUGUAGAAUUGAUUUCAUUCAUCAGAAGAAGAGAAAAAUAUAUGUUUCUGAUUGAGGAAAAGGUUUUAAGGCUAGGCUUGUCUGCCUUAUGCCUCACCUUAUUGGAUGCUAAGAAAAGCCCUUAUUAUGGGACGUGGAAUCCACAACUGUUCUCUUUGUGUAUAAAUAAAUAUAAAAGUAAAUUCUGGUAUUACCA